GACCAAUGAGCCGCAGGAGAGCGCCUCGUCGCAUCUCUCUCUCGCAGAGGAGGGAUGCCCCUGCGGGAGGAGAAUGGAGACAGAGGACUGAAGAGCAAUGGCGAGGCAAAGCCCAGGUGAGAGAGGUGGAGGAGGAGGAAAGACAAGAGCAUCAUGGGAAAGAAAGUGUGCCCAGGGGAACCUGCCAGACCAUGUGUCCCACUCGUGAGCUGCAGGACCGCCAGCUGCAGAACUGCCUCCAUCGCUUUGAGUUGUUGGCGGGCACGGAGAGAGAUCGACGACCCAGAGGAGACCCCCUGCGUGCUGUCAAAGAAUAUUCCAGACCAGCAGCUGGAAAAGACUCCACAAACUCCUCUGACCUCCGUCCAGCUGCUGUGUUACUGAAAACUGUGUGUUACCUUAUAGAUAAGGUUGCUGCCUCCCCUCACCUGCGUCCAUGGACAGAGGUGUACAACUAUGUCUUUGAUCGGCUGCGUGGUGUGAAGCAGGACAUGAUCAUCCAGAGGACGUCCGGGUUAAACUGUGUGGCCAUUUUAGAGCGGACGGUGCGGUUCCUCAUCUACGCCUCGUACCGGCUCUGUGGUGAACCUCUGCGGCUCUACGACCCACGCAUCAACGACACACACCUGCAGGAGAACCUGAGCUGGCUGCUGGACUGUUACGCAACUGGAACAGAACCGCAUCCCAACCAGGAAGAGUUCCAGGCUCUCGGUCUGCUCUACAACUUGGGUUCAGCCCGUGCAGCGCAGCACAUCAUGGAGCUCCCUGAGCGUCUCCGCUGCUCUCCUGCCGUCACGCUCGCUCUUUCCACCAACCGAGCUUACCACGAGCGAAACCCCGUACGCGUGCUCCGAUUGGCUCGGAGAUUGAACUUCAUUCAAAGCUGUGCUCUGCACCGUCACCUGGUGUCAUGUCGCAGAGAUCUGCUGGUCAUAUACAGCCACGGAUUCAGCAGCCGCAACUGUCGCUUUCCUCUGGACCGACUGGCUCAGCUCUUGUGUUUAGACGCGUCUCUCACAACCCGACUCUGCCAGGCGUACGGAGUGGAGGUUAACCGGGACAACCAACUGAUCUUCUCCAAGGCAGCUUUCACUGAGCCUGAACAAGAACAACUGCACUGCAAACUCUAUCACAACAUAGUGGCAGAGAAACAGAGAGACCGCGGUGUUGGCGAUAUCAUUCACGGCUGCACUUAAAACCAGUAAAUCAGAAGUACAAAUAAUCUGAAUUUUCACUCAAAAUGAUCCGUUUUCUCUUAUCCCUUCUGAAAGGACAUCAGUGCCAAUUGCAUUAGCCUAAGGUCUAGUCUAAAUACACCUCAUUGUUGGUUUAUCACUUAAAGAUGAUUGGAUUUGAGCCUUGUUUCUUGGUCAAAUGUUCAACAUAAGGGUCAGGGCUUGUGUUGAUCUAUUGUCUACAAUGCUCCACCUGUGAGAGGCUGAAC
This is a messenger RNA of Trematomus bernacchii (emerald rockcod), 1444 nucleotides long. RefSeq names its product SAC3 domain containing 1 (gene sac3d1). The record is from RefSeq and is a predicted model, not a curated record. Bases 6 to 1196 code for a protein of 396 amino acids. Gene Ontology annotation, biological process: centrosome duplication; spindle assembly. Lineage: Eukaryota; Metazoa; Chordata; Actinopteri; Perciformes; Nototheniidae. Gene Ontology annotation, cellular component: nucleus; spindle; centrosome. The transcript is spliced from 4 exons.